AAAACCUUUGAACCUUGCUUACCAUGUAAGUCCAAAAUCCAAACAAACAUAAAGCCACACCAAACACAAAAUCAAGAAAAGAGAGGAGCCCGAAAAACAUCCUUUCAUCUCCAUUCACUUUCUCCACCUCUAAAAUUAUGGCUUCCUUAUCCCUCCUCUCUCCUUCCUCUACCUCCUCCUCUCUCCACCACAAUGCUUCCUUCCACCUUAACAUGCGCACCAGCUCGCUUGCCCUGCGCACAUCUACCAAGACUUUCUCAGUCAGAGCCCAAUCCGCUCCAGUCCUCACCCAAGACGAUCUCAAGAAACUCGCCGCUGACAAAGCCGUCGACAAUGUAAAAUCCGGCAUGGUUCUCGGCCUCGGAACUGGCUCCACUGCUUCUUUCGUCGUUGCCAAGAUUGGAGAACUUAUGAAAUCCGGUCAAUUGACCGAUAUUGUUGGUAUACCCACUUCAAAACGUACGGAAGAGCAAGCUCUAUCGCUUGGGAUUCCGCUCUCAGUCCUUGAUGAUCAUCCUCGUAUCGACCUUGCAAUUGACGGCGCAGAUGAGGUCGACCCAGAUCUUAAUUUAGUCAAAGGCCGAGGUGGGGCUCUUUUGAGAGAGAAAAUGGUGGAAGCAGCGUCCGAAAAGUUCGUUGUCGUCGCCGAUGAGACGAAACUAGUAACGGGUCUUGGUGGAAGCAAGCUUGCAAUGCCGGUAGAGGUGGUGCAAUUUUGUUGGAAAUACAAUCUGGUGAGAUUGAAAGAAUUGUUCAAUGAGGAAGGGGUUGAGGCUAAACUAAGAUUGAAUGAAGAUGGCAAGCCAUACGUGACUGACAACUCUAAUUACAUUGUGGAUUUGUAUUUUGAGAAUCCAAUUAAAGAUAGUUAUGCAGCUGGAAAGGAAAUUUCAGCUCUUGAAGGAGUAGUAGAACAUGGGUUGUUUUUGGAUAUGGCAACUGCAGUUAUUAUUGCUGGGAAGAGUGGAGUAGAGGUCAAGACCAAGUGACAAUUUUCAAGAAGGUAGUGACAACUGGAUUGUCUUAUCAUUUGCUGAUGUGCUAUUGUUGUUGUUAAUUACUUAUGCUUUUUGUGGUGAUUUUGAGCUCUUUUUGCCUGUUAGAUGAGCAUUAUCUGAAUGCUUGUUAGAUUUUUUUUUUUUGUUUAUGCUAUGACUUUGCUCAGUUAACAUAGCAAUGGAGAUGGUGAAAUAAUGGAAAAUGAAUUUCAUACUUAUAUAAUUCAUUUGCAACCACAUUAUUUUUAUACA
Molecule: messenger RNA, 1250 nt
Organism: Jatropha curcas
Lineage: Eukaryota; Viridiplantae; Streptophyta; Magnoliopsida; Malpighiales; Euphorbiaceae
Product: Ribose 5-phosphate isomerase, type A protein
Biological process (GO): pentose-phosphate shunt, non-oxidative branch
Molecular function (GO): ribose-5-phosphate isomerase activity
Source: RefSeq, a predicted model, not a curated record